Spea bombifrons (plains spadefoot toad) is the source of this 2210-nucleotide messenger RNA. RefSeq names its product coiled-coil domain containing 60 (gene CCDC60). The record is from RefSeq and is a predicted model, not a curated record. The transcript has 14 exons. Lineage: Eukaryota; Metazoa; Chordata; Amphibia; Anura; Pelobatidae. The coding region runs from base 32 to 2029 and encodes 665 amino acids.
AGAAUUGUAAAUCACUUAUGACAGGGUAGAGAUGCCUGGAAAUCCCGGAUAUUUGGAUCCUCGGAAUUAUGUGGUUAUAAAGCCACUUUCCAUUUCAAGCCAAAAGGGAGUAAAAAUUCAGGCCAGAAGUCCAACUCUUUUCAAAUGCUGGGAACCAAGUCGAGAAGAGGUCUUUGAGGCCCACUACCAUCGUAGACAGAAGCAGCUCACGCAGCAGGGGUACUACUGCCCCAACUAUACACCAUAUGAAGACCUGGGGCAUCCACUUUUUCUGGAGGCCAAGAAACUCAUCCUUCAUUCGUUGGGACAAGAUGAAUCGGAUUCCAAGCCAGAUGUCUCUAUAAGUGAAAAUGAAGUAGGCGAGGAGACCACAGAGGAUCUUUCAUCUAAAAUCUCUGGCCCUAGAGCUCCUGUAUCAUCGCUUUCCUCGCUGUACCUAAAGCAUAGAAGAAGAGACUCUAGCUGCUUUAACAAGCAGAUGCAGCAUACCAAGCAGCUAGUCAGCAAUGUGAGGCGAGGCAAGGGGUACUUUCAUCUGUUGCAUGCUGAAGAAGAAGCAAAGAAAUUAGACCAGCAAGCAAAGGAACAACAACAAAAAGAGAAACGUCGGACGGAACCAAGGCCUUUCAUGGAAGAAGAAUGCUCACAAGAUCAGGAAGUUACAUGUAAACAGACAAAUAAGACAAGGUUCUUCCUAACAGAAGUCUCAGAACAAAAGAAGAAAGAGAACAAGGUCAUAAGACGGCCAUUUACUCCUAUCCACAACAGCUUAUUCUCUGAUGAAGUCCUCAAUGAAGACCCGGAAUUCCUCUUCCGUCAGUUGUGUGCACUUCAUUGGCUCUUAGAGUCUUUAAUCAUGGAACCAAAUCUCUCCAUGAGACCUGUGUCCUCUUGCUGGAGUAUAAGAGAUCCUGGCAGCAGUAAAACUUCAUUAAAAAGAAUCAAUCGAGAGAAGGAAGUGGAAGUGAAAUGGGAGCAGUUUAUCAUGCCAGGGAAGAGUAAAAAGUCAAGCCAAAAACUCUUCCGUAGCCAUUUUCUGAGGCCACGGAAAGCGUCUUUCCUCAGCAUCUCACGCUUCAGUGGAGUGUCAUCAACUCAGACUCCAACCAUCGGGAGUGUCUCGUCCCUCAUUCCAAGCUCAGAAGAGAUGCCUUUAGUGGGCAACAUCUCAUCAGAUGCUCUCCAGGAAGGUGUAGAGGAUCUUGAAUUAGCUGCUCAAAGCUCCCUCCAGAACCAGGGAAAAUUAGGCAAAGAGGAGGACGAAGAACCUGUGUCUGACUACAUGCAGAAAUUGCUUGAAAUGAUUGCUGAGAGUGUGAACAAGGAAUUAGAUGAGGAAGAAAUUCACAAGAAGCACAUCAUGACGAGAGACCAAUCUUCUGACAUCAGGGAACCGUCAGUCACAGAAGAACAAGGAAGUCUCAAGGCUAACACACAAAGACCCAAAAGCUCUCCUUCUACCAGUAUGAGUCCCACUGGCCUUCUCAUUAAGAGGAAACAAAGCACAUUCACAGAGUUGAGAGAGAUGUUCUUUGAAGUGGCUGAUGAGGCAGACAUGUACCUUCAUGAUAAAGUGGAGGCAAUAGAAAGGAUGCGCCACGAGUUAAGUGUGCAGAAAUAUCGAUCAUUAGACACCAUCAGCCACUUCCAUAAAGACCUGGAGAAAAUGCGGAAGACUUAUUGUAAUCUAAAGGAAGAGAAAGACUACACAGACACCAACAACUGGUUUGUAGUUUUGCUUUCUAGAAUCUCACCGACAAUGAAGAAGAACCAGAAAAUACAGCAUAUUCUAAGCAAGCUUCAAAAAUUAGAAGAGAAACACUUUGUAAGAAUCAGACCUAAUGCCUUCUUGAAGGUGCUUGGUGGACUCUGCACUUGGGAGCUUUGUGCUCCUGACAUAAGUGUGGCUAUAGAGUUUGUGAGGGAAUAUCUGGUGCAGAUGCCUACAGAAGAUUAUGAAGCCUGGCUUAACUCCAGAAUUAAUUCUUCACCAACAGCCCGGGUUCAGAGCGCACCUCCACUCAGAUAACCUCUUCAUCUUUCAUCAGUCUAUAAUUGCAUAGUGUGGCACUACAGGCGAAGCAAAUGAAAACAGCUUGAACAACACAGACUUCAUAUUAUGUGUCCUUACCACCACCAAGGACACAAAUACGUUGUUUUUUUAAAUGUAUGUCACAAUAUAUCAGUAGCAUUACACUGACACAGGCAAA